AAAUCCUUCAAUAUCACACUUUCAUCGAUUCAGAUUGCGACACUGUUGUUCCCUUGCAUGUGCCCCUCAAAUUAAUUCCCCCACCUUCUCUUUCUAUUAUUUUUGACACUCUUAUUUAAUUUCCCAACUUCCUCACUAUAUAUAUAAUCUAACUUUAAUUGAAUUCAAACUUUCAAACAUGCCAGAAAAACCCACAAAAGUAAAUAAAAAGAUUGAAAACAUGCAAGAAAAAGUAAAACCCUCUUCUUCUUCAACUAAAUGGGUCAUCAUUUAUUCAUCGAAACUCCGUUAUUUCCUUAAAAUGCGUCGGUUUUUCACUCAACCAAAAAAACCCACCAAGAAACAGGCUUUACCUUGUGAAUUCGAUCAUCCUACUACCAACAAAGAUGAUAUAAACGAUGAAUUAUUAAUAGAACCGAAAGCGGAGGAAGAAGAGGAGGUAGUUAUGGAAGUAGAAAAGGAUGAUGGUGAUCGGGCCGAGGGCGUGGUGCUGCAGACGGCGGUGAAGGAGCUUUUAUUUGGGAAGUGGGAGGAAAAACAAAGCGCCGUUAAAAAGAUAAAGUGUUUGGCGUCGGAAAGUGUUAAGAUGAGAAAGUGUUUAGCUGAGUUGGGUGUUAUUCCUCCUUUGGUUUCUAUGGUUGAUUCUGACGUUGUUUCUCGACGCUUGUUGGCUGUUCAAGCCUUGACUCACCUUGCUGAUGGCACUUUCACGAACAAAGCUCUAAUAUUAGAGGCAGGCAUCUUAACAAAACUACCAACAAAUAUUGAAGAAAUUGAUGAACAAUUUAGCCAUGAUUUUUCUCUACUACUCUUGUCCAUAUCUUCACUACUAAACUCUCAAUUCCCUUUCAACCAAUCCACACUUUUUUCGUUCUUACUAAAAGUUCUCCAAUCAAAGAUAACCUCCGAAAAUUCAAAAGAAGCAUGCCUUGGCACCCUACACAAUCUCUCUACCAUGUUGGAGAACUCAGGACCAUUGAUCUCAAAUCGAGUCGUGGACAUUCUCUUAAGCCUACUAUCCUCGUCUAGGGAAAUUAUUUUGGAGCAAGCUCUAGCAACAUUGGGAAACUUAGUGGUAACAUUGAUGGGCAAAAAGGCCUUAGAAGAUAGCGCGAUGAUGCCAGAGAGUUUGAUAGAGAUACUAACAUGGGAUAACAUGCCUAAAUGUCAAGAGCUCUCAGCAUAUAUAUUAAUGAUCUUAGCUCACCAAAGCUCGAAACAAAGAGAUAAGAUGGCGAAAUCAGGAAUUGUACAUACUUUGCUUGAACUUGCCUUGUUGGGGAGCCCUUUAGCUCAGAAAAGAGCCCUAAAAUUGCUACAAUGGUUCAAAGAUGAGAGACAAGUUAGGGUUGGACCACAUUCCGGACCACAAACAAGGUUCGUUACACAGGGUUCGCCAAUGAGUGAAGGCGAAACUAGUGAAGGGAAGAGGUUGAUGAAGAAGAUGGUACAACAAAGCCUACAUAAAAAUAUGGAGGUGAUUACUAGAAGAGCAAAUGCUACAGGGGAGACCUAUAAGCUUAAGUCUUUGGUCAUUAGUUCAAGUUCUAAGAGCUUGCCUUAUUGAUUAAGAGAUUAAUUUUCAAAGCGUUUUUAGUAUGAAAUUUUGGGAUUCAACAUUGCACAUAGUUUUUAAAACCUCAGAUCAGUUUGUUUCUCUUGCUCAGAGAAAUUUAAUAGAGGGCAGAGGUUAUAGUUUAAUUUUUUUUGAAGAGGACUUGUGUAUUAUUUUAGCUGUAAAUUUGAAUUGUUGAUAUGAUCACAAAAUUUAAAGUAAAUUUUCUUCAUUCUAUGUUGCAAGUUUGCAACAGGUAGACUUAAGCUCUACAGUAAUAUUAUAUCCUCUAUUAUUGAAAAUUAAUAGCUAGCAAUGCUUGUCAUCCUGUCAUGUAUCACCAUUACUUUGGCAAAUAAUGUGGAAGUAGUACCAUGUCA
Molecule: messenger RNA, 1935 nt
Organism: Chenopodium quinoa (quinoa)
Lineage: Eukaryota; Viridiplantae; Streptophyta; Magnoliopsida; Caryophyllales; Amaranthaceae
Exons: 2
Coding region: 179-1567 (462 amino acids)
Molecular function (GO): protein binding
Source: RefSeq, a predicted model, not a curated record